GAAUGGCAAGGAAGCAUUCACAAUUGUGCAGCACUGGCAUUGCACGCUAUGGCACAAACCGAUUUCCAUCGAAAUUUUCGCUCUAUUGUUGAAAAGAUAUUCAACAAUUGGCAAAAUCUCCGCUUAGCUGUCGAACAUGGCAUGGGCGGACGAAAUGGCCAGCAGGUCGCCAUACAAAUAAUGGACUACACAUAUGAAUACUGUGUGGGCAACGAGAACAUAACGCAGGGCGAACUGCAGGAGGUGAUAGAAGAGCUGAUGGAUCAGGAAUUCAACACACUUUGCGACGAUCAGUCCAUACCUGAGAUAUGCCGCAACCUGUUGCGUUACAAGCAAAUGGCAGCAGCCUCGCAAUACCCACAGAUUGAACUUGAGCUCAGCAAAUUGCCGCAAGGGAAGGUUUGGUUGCGUCCCGAUGUCAAAAUAACAUACACACCCAUAGACGGUGAUUCAUCGUCUGAUGAGGAUGACGACAUGGAAGAUGAAAAUACCGACGAUCCCAUGAAUGAUGGUGAUAGCGAUGAAGACGAGGCCGCUACAAGUAGUGGACGUGUAACCCGCUCCCAGACACGCAAACAGCAAGCAGAACAGUUUGUGGAGCCAGAGGAAGGUUGGACGACAGUGCGUCGCAAAUGAAGAAAUUAAGAUUAAAAACUAAUUUGUUAGUUGUAA
Messenger RNA from Drosophila hydei, 672 nucleotides. RefSeq lists its product as uncharacterized. The record is from RefSeq and is a predicted model, not a curated record. The coding region runs from base 49 to 636 and encodes 195 amino acids. Lineage: Eukaryota; Metazoa; Arthropoda; Insecta; Diptera; Drosophilidae. Gene Ontology annotation, biological process: maturation of SSU-rRNA from tricistronic rRNA transcript (SSU-rRNA, 5.8S rRNA, LSU-rRNA). The transcript is spliced from 2 exons. Gene Ontology annotation, cellular component: nucleus.